Molecule: messenger RNA, 7326 nt
Organism: Bursaphelenchus xylophilus (pine wood nematode)
Lineage: Eukaryota; Metazoa; Nematoda; Chromadorea; Rhabditida; Aphelenchoididae
Source: the annotation of a GenBank genome assembly
AUGAAGAUGGAUUUUCAAGCGGUUUUCAGACGAUUCGGCUACAAUUUCGCGCCUUUUUUGCGUCGGCAGGUGAGAUUUUGAAGAUUUUUUGACUGAAAAGUAGAUUUUUCAGAUUUUCUGCCGUUUGGCGGGUAGAGCUGGCAUAGAAUCGUUUUUCACAUUGGCUAAGAACGCAUACCUUUUCUCUUCGGCGUAUUUUAAAAUCUUUUUUUCCGUUUCAGUUGAGCCCACAAAAGCGAAAAGUCCAGGUACGAUAAGCAUCCAGAAUCUACAGUAUACCAUGACAACUGAUGAGUGAAUAUCCCCCAAAAUGACUUGAUUAUGACGUCCUCUACGCUGUGGUCAUACAGAACAUUGUGUUACGCUUACCACAGCAAUUUUUGCAAAACUUUUGCAAAAAUGAUAGCUAUCCCAAGAUGGCUAUGUUGCGAUGUCGUAUGCCAAAUAAUGUCGUGUUCGGACAGCACGCCCCAUUUUAUGGCCAUCUGUCACAAAUACGCGGCAUCUGCGGUCUGUAUCAAGAUGGUCAUUGUAAAUUCAUUAUUUCCGGGGGCGAAAUAGACCUGAAAUGACGUCAUUUGUCAUGAACUACUUCAAAUUUGUGGUAGCAUCAUAUUACAAUCGAUCUUGGAGUUUGUACUUAUUAUGACGUCACAUGAAUUGGAUAUUUCUAUAACUGACGAAUAUGCCGCCAAUCGUCAUAACGUUAGUCAUCAAACUACAUAAUUUUUAUGAACAAAUACGAUAUAAAAUGACAUUAGCUACAGCCUACUGCCGUUUUGCGCCGCUACACACCUAAUGAUCAUACGUCAUAUUUCGACAAAUUAUGACAUCAACUUCCAUUAUGUUCCCAUCCACUAUUGCCAUUGCUGAAAUGGUCGUAACUGUCAGCAAACCUUCUACUAUGAAGUCAUUCCUCAUAUCCACUCAUCACAACGUCCAACUGCUCCUCAACUCUUCAGCCCGCCAGCCCGAAGCCAAUCCGAAUCCCCUCCCUCGCCAGUAAGACGGAGCGGACGCGGACGGUUGCCUGAUCCACGUUGAGAGCGAUGUUUAUCCGGCCAACUCUCCUUUAACCCUACAAAAGAAGCCAUGAGGAUCUUCCGAAAGAUCCGGGAAGCCAUGAGACAAUUGAAAUUGUAUUUCCACCCAACGAGUUAUGUACAUUUUGCCAUUUGAAACGCAUUUUUCUAUUGUACGAAGGACGUAUAAUAAAAAAGCAAAGGGAAGAUGGCUAAUUGCUUAUUGCUAUAUGGGAAUUCAUGCGAAAAUUUGAGGAUUAUAUGCGUCGCAGCUGACUCAAUAGAGCCCACAAAAAUUUUGGCGAAAUGCCACAAAAUCUGUUAUUGACUUUUUUGACGAAAUGCCACAAAAUCAAUUAUUGAUUUUUUUUGAUAUACUCGAAUAUUAGAUGCAAAAUACGAACGGAUCAAAAUUUUUAAAAAUAAUUUAAAGUUUUUGGUGAAAAUCAAAAAAAAAAAUUAUUAAACUUUGCAUUUUUUACCGGUCGGUCGGCUCUGCAAAUAAAAUUUCUCAACCGAAAAAUGGGCACUUCUCAGUCAAAAGACGGCAGUACACGAACCGCCAUUCCAACAGAUGCUAAUCAACAGCCGGAAGAGGUCAAAUCUUUGAUCGGAAAGGUCCCUUCGGCCAGGUUGAAUCUCGACAGUGCUGAUGAGGAGAUCCGCAGAAUCGUCAAGUCCCGCUUUCAAAAGCAGGACUGGGCCAUGGGAAGAGGCGUCGUUGAGGAGGAAAUGCUGGUUAUGGGCUUCCGACCGGUAAGUGUAGGGCGCAGCUCGGGAAAGAAAUUGGAGUGGUUUGUUGUAAGUAAAGAGGGAAAAAUGCAGCUUGGAGGUUGUUAUGGCCAAAAAAUUCAAUUUAAAAUACGGUACAUCGAAUUCUUCAACAAUUCGACAAAAUGUCAAAAGAAUAUUGGAUUUUUUUUGACAUUUCGUCCAACUAUGAAGUUGCCACGUAAGCAAUUUUUAUGUUUUUAAAAUACGUUUUGAGCCGUCCUUUGAGAAUUUCCACGAUUUUUUUUUAUUAAAAAAGAUUUUAAAAAUCUAUUAGGGUGAACCAAAUGUUUUUGCCGUUUUUUAGGUCUCUUUUUGUCCAAUUGUUUUUUUACGAAAUAAAUAUUUUUAUAUGAAUGUGUUAUAUAUAUUUUUAAAGGUCGUGAACUGCUUUAUCAUAAUAUAUAUUAAAACUUUUAAUUGGUCUUUUAUUUAAAAUCUUUUAACCUGUAGAAAAAACAUGGAAAAAUCCGAAAUUCGUGUUUUUUUACGUUAUUACCGAAAACAAGGCUUCAACGCAACUGCAGCAGUAAAAAAGAUAAGCGAAGUUGAAGGCUACAAUGUGGUCUCAGAUCGUACUGCGCGAUUGGUUCAAACGAUUCAACGACGGCGACACGGACCUCGAGGGCAAGACAUCUUAAAAAACAAUUUUGAAGGCGUAAUUCACUUCGAGUUGGUUCCAAAUGGUCGGACUAGCGACGCAGACCUCUACUAGCUCCACUCAAUCGAAUGUAUGCAGCGAUUGGCAAAAAAUAUCCCGAUUUGAUCAAUCGAACCCGCGUACCCCUGCAACAAGACAGCGCAAAACCUCGCACCGCCAAAAAAACGAAGGAAAAAAUCAAAACUCUCGACGCCAUUGAACUUCUUCCACAUCCAGCGAAUAGUCUGCACAUUGUGUCAUACGACUAUCACCUUUUCCGCUCCAUGGCACACUUUUUGCGUGGUCGUAGCUUCAAUGAUCUGGACGAUGUCGAAGACGGAUGCCGCGAGUUUUUCGCUUCUAAGAAAAAGGAGUGGUACCGCAGCGGGAUCGAACAACUUGCCUAUAGAUGGGUUCAAGCCAUAGAUUCAAAUGGCCUUUACUUCGAAACUUAACUAGUUUUCGUUUGUUGUAAAAUUAUGUUUGAAGUUUUAAUAAAAAAACGGCAAAAACAUUUGGUUCACCCUAAUAUUUAAAUUUUUUCCAAAUCCUCAAAAUUUCAACAGUUUUUCGAUGUUUUCCAGGCGUUUAGUUUUAAUUUUAGAAGUCCCUAGUCUCCCAUGAAGUGAAGCAUGACUUCGAAAUCGCUCUGGAACAUCCAUCAAGCCGUCCCAAAUCUGCUCGACCCAAUAGGAUGAUUUCCAAUAUAAUUUAUUGUAUAACGUAUUCACUGAGCUGCAGUGUGAUCCUGGACUUUCCCUAUCUCUGCUACAAGCAUGGAGGAGGCAAGUCACAGUUUUUGGCGGGGCAAAUUAUGAAGUUUUUGAGCUAAAAAUUGAAUUUUCUAUACCUGAUGCCCGAAAAUAUACGUAUUUUACCUUACAAGCUUGUCAUAAAUAUACUUCUAAAAUUAAUUUUCAAGUCUUGUUUUAGCCACAUUCCUCAUUCACUGGCUGAUUUCGCUGAUUUUGUUCGGAAUUCCAAUGGUUUUUAUCGAAAUUGGCCUCGGGCAAUAUUAUGGGAAAUCGGUCACGUUGAUCUUCGCUGCGAUGAAUCCGAGCUUCACUGGUAAGUUUAUUUUUUGUUUCGUAUUUUAAAAUUGUUUUUUUAACUAUUUGCGCAAAGUUUAAAUUUGAAUUUUGAUUUUCCCGCCAAAUUUAAAAAUCUUUGGCAUUCCGUUUCAAGGCCGCUAAAACUCAGAUUUAAUGGCGAAAACGUUUUUUACCACUGUGCAAUUACCAUUUCAGGCAUUGGAAUGGCCAUGCUCAUGAUCAACGUCCUCAAAUCGCUCUGGAAUCUGAAGGUUGUGGUGAUCUCAGUGUACAUGUUCACAUUUGGCCUGCAGAGUUGGUAUAAAUCGGAAAAUCAAUGGAGUAGAUGCCCUGAUAUCUCUGUAAACUGCUUUGACUUUAUGUGAGUGGCCUCUGAAUUUAGAUUCUUUUCUGAAAAUGCGAUUUUUUCAAGAGUUUUUUUGAUUUUUUGGGCGAAAUUGUGGAGUUGCGUUUCGGAGUGCCCUAAGGCAAUGAAUUUUAAAAAUAAGAAGAAAUUUAUAAAGGGGAUUGAUAACUGAUGCUAUAGGCUAUAUCUUUGCUGAGUUUCAAAAUUUUCUGUAAUUUUCAAAAAAAGUUACAGCAAUCCCAAGAAUUUUUUAUUUUUUCCAUCUUUAUCUCUAAUAAUCGCAAUUUCAGUAAGCAAGAGCGCUGCACGCAUCUCAAGGAGAUGGCGAUUGAAGGUCUAGUGGGUCAGCAAGAGUAUGAGAGGGAAAAAUGCCCCUUGUUUCUGGAAUCUCUCGGCAAUACGAACUUCUCCGGCGCCCAUGGAGUGAACCCGAUUAUGAUGGACUUCAUGAACGCUUAUGUUUGGCCAAUUCCUCCGGAUUUGAAUCGGUUCGAGUACGGGUCGGAACCGAUCAUCCAAAUUACAAUGGGCACGUUUACGUUGGCGAUGAUUUGCAUGGGAAUUGGAAUGAAGACAAUUGGGUUGAUCCCGUUGGGAAUGCUGAAGAUUAUGGCGGUGAUGGUCUUGCCCUGGCUUUAUUAUUUUUGUAAGUUUUGAGGGAUGGUAAUAUUGUACUUUGGGAAUAUUGGGCAGAUUCGGCAUUUUGGGCAAAUCGACAAAAAUGAGAUUUUAAAUGCGAUUUUGGGCAUUUUAGAUGAACUUGGCCAUUUCGGCAAGUUGGGCAAAUUGGGCAAGUUGGACAAAGAGGGAAAAUAGAUGUUUCUAAUUUUGUGAAUUUCGGUUUUUUAAGCAAAUUGGACCAAGCUUGGGCUUUUUGGGAAAAUUCGGGAAAAUUUGGGCAUUCCGGGCAAGUUGGGCAAAUUGGGCAAGUUAGACAAAUUGUGGUUUUAAAUGCGAUUUUAGGCAUUUUGGGACCAUUUUGAACAAGCUGGGCAUUUUGGGCAAGUUGGGCAAAUCGGGCAAGUUGGACAAGUUGGGCAAAUCGGGCAAGUUGGACAAGUUGGAAAAAUUAUAAUUUUAAUUUUGUAAAUUUGAACAUUUCUACUUAGACCAAGUUUGGACUUUCCGGGCAAAUUCGGGAAAAACUGAGCACUUUGGGCAGGUUGGGCAAAAUGGGAAGUAAUGAAAAUAAUUAGAAGCUUCAUUAUUUUCCCGACCAUUUUCAGUCUCCUCAGCGCCAAACAUCGACGCUGGUUGGCGGAUGUUUUUCACCUUUCAAUCGACCCACUUAUUCGAUGGUCAAAGCUGGGCCGACGCAAUCUACAUGGUCAUGACAACUAUGUCGUAAGUCAAUAUGACCUAGAGACUUGUUGAAGCCGCUUUUUAGCAUCUGCGACGGCACUUUGCAUCGAGUUGGGGCCCUAUACAACUUUAGUCAUCGAUAUUGGACUUCGGUGUUUUCAUUGGUGAUCGUCACUGUAUUUUCAUGUGUAAUGUCAACUUUGACAUUGACUUUGGCUGUUUCUCUGCUGGCUCGUAAGUUUUGAAGGUUUACAGAAAGGAUCGGACAUAUUUUAGAUCAAAAAUCGGUGAAAUUUUUUUCGAUUUUUUUCUAAUUUUUCAUAUAGAUGGGCAAAAUUCAUCAAUUUUUGGGCUUUUCUUGACAUAAUAGAAGACUAGGAAUGUUUUUAGGCUGAAAAGAUACUGUAUCUUUGAUCAAUUUUUGACUAAAAACAAAAAAUUUUUUUUAAAUUUUUUUUUGAUUUUUUCGAGUUUUAAGAUAUACAAAUUGUCAUUAAAAUUUUCACAAUGGUAAAUUCUACUGAAAAACUUACUAUAUCACUGCUUUUUCAGACCAAAUGUACACGCAUGGUGGCUCUGCGAACGGAACAGAUUUGCGAAUCCACGAAUACAUGGUGCAUGGCCAAUCUCUCACCUGGUCGGCGGUGCCUGAGGCGCUGAAUGCGUUUGGCCUUGUUGGCCCAUUCCACUUGAUCGUAGCGUACUAUUUCUCCAUUGCCGCAAUCGCUUUUUCCUCGCUGGUAAGCGGGAAAUGAAAUGAAAAGGAAGAAAAGCCGUGCCUCAUUGGCUCAGGGGCAGAGCGUCUGUCUAGUAAACAGAAGGUCGCUGGUUCGAUUCCAGCAUGAGGCAGUUGUGUUUUUUGAUGAUUUUUUGGGGAUUUUUAGGCCAUGAAAUGUUGCGCAAACGUAUUUUACUUUCAGACUGUGAAGUUUUAUGCUGUAUUUGGAAAAAAAGGGAAAAAAUUAACUUUUUUUUUAUAAAACAGCAGCUUUUUACCUAAAAUAAGGUGUUUUUACUUGAAGUUUGACUCAAAUUGACUGUUCAAUGUACUUUCAAUUCUUUUCAGGUCAUGAACCUCUCUCAAAUCUUUUGCUGUCUGAAAGAAUCGGCUCUUUUCGGCUUUCUCCUCUCCCUUGGAAAGCCAUUGAUUACUCUAAAGAAGUUGCUGCUCUUCUUAAUGCUCACUGUGUUCUUCCUGCCGCUUGUGUUUACGUUGACAAUGCCCUGGUCGAUAGUUCUUGUCCGCUUGGGGGUCCAGCAUUCGGCCAAUGUCAUGUUUUUGGUGGCUUUGUUGGAGGCCGGGGUAGUUGCAUAUUGUUAUAACGGAGGCAAAUUCUUUGUGUAAGUUGUUGUUUUUGAGCGUUCACGUAGCUAUGAGAGGUUGCAAAAACAUUUUUGAACUUGUCGAAUGAGAUCUAGUGACUUUUUGAUGAAUUUGACGAAAUGUCACAAAAUUUAUUGGAAUUUUUUUUGUUGACAUUUUACCAAAAAUACCAUUAAAUUUUUUUAAAAAUCUUUUUUACACCUUAAAAACACGCCUAACCGAUUUUUUACCGAGUUUAACGAAAUUUCACAAAAAUUAUUGGAUUUUUUGUUCUUGACAUUUCGUCAAAAUAUGAAAAAUGUGAUCAGUAAGAUUGAUUUGACGUCAAUAUUUUUUUAUUUUAGCGACAUUCGGACCAUGCACACUCGUCUUUCAUUCAUCACGGCCGUCCCGUUCAUCUGUAUUUUGACGAUUUCCCCGUUGCUGGCCUACGGAGGCUUCUCGUGUCAGCUCUCAUUGAACCAAAUGAGCCGAGUGGCGGAUUACGUGAUCCCCACUAAACUUAGAAAUGCCGGAUAUAUGACGCUAAUCGCUGCGAUUUUGUGAGUUUGAUAACAACUUUUGAAAAAAUGAUUUUUUUACAUCUUUUUUGUUUUGAAUUUUUAAUUUUUUUUUUUUUAUUUUUGAAACUUACAGUAAAAUGGUUUUUUUUCAGUAUAAUCUACAUGUUCCCGACCGUCAGUAUCCUGACGAAUUGGUUCAAUCAUUACUCGAUCAAGGCGGCGUGGCAAAUCCAACCCACCUGGGUCCCGCAACGAAAACAUGACGCCAAAGUUGCGCAUGCCAAUCGGCUCGCCUUCCGCAGCCAACAGUCCUACAGUCGAUGUGUGGUCGCCAAGAAGGGAGUUCGACAUGUUACCGAGAAAUGA